AUGGGCCUCAAUUCCAAGCAGCGCCUCGCGCUGGCCAUCUGCGACUUCCUGUCGACCUCGCUGACGGAUGGUACGCUCCAAGCUGAGGAGAAGGACUCCAUUGACAUCGCCAUCAACUGUAUUGGCGAGGCUUUCGGCGUCGACCCCAACGACAAGGACGCUAUCAAAGAGGCGAUCGGCUCUCAGAAUCUAUUCCAGAUCUACUCUGUCUAUGAGAAGUUGAAGACUGCGACCGCAGCGGCCAAGGCCAGCGCCUCCUCCCCCGCUUCCAGCACCGCUGCUGCUGGUUCCUCCUCCGGUCCCGAAUUGACCGAAGAGCAAAAGAAGCAGGCUGAGGCACUCAAGGCCAAGGGUAACGCCGCCAUGGCGCAGAAGGACUAUGCCACCGCCAUCGACUUCUACACACAGGCUAUCGCCAUCAACCCCCGCAACGCCAUCUACCUGUCCAACCGUGCGGCCGCCUACAGCGCCGCGCGCGACCACGUAUCUGCUCAGGCAGACGCCGAAGCUGCUGUCGCUAUUGAUCCGCACUACACCAAGGCCUGGAGCCGUCUGGGCCUGGCCCGCUUCGCGCUAGGCGACGCCAAGGGCGCCAUGGAGGCCUACCAGAAGGGCAUCGAGUACGAGGGCAAUGGCGGCAGCGAGGCCAUGAAGAAGGGCUACGAGACGGCCAAGCGCCGCGUGGAGGAGCUGGCUGCUGAGGAGGCGGCUAAGGCGGCCGGCAGCUCUAACAGCUCUGCCGGCACGCGCGGCGGUAAUGGCGCCGGCAGCAGCGGCCCUAGCCUAGCCGAUCUUGCCGGCAUGUUUGGUGGCGGUGGCGCUGGCCGUGGUGGUGGCGGUAUGCCUGACUUUGCUUCCAUUAUGAACAACCCCAUGUUCGCGCAGAUGGCCCAGAAUCUUAUGAGCAACCCCGAGCUGAUGUCAAACCUCAUGAACAACCCGCGUUUGCGCGAGCUGGCCAGCCAGUUUAGCAGCGGUGGCGGCAUGCCGGAUAUUGGGUCUUUGAUGUCGGAUCCCAGUGUUGCUGAGUUGGCUCGGUCCUUUAUGGGUGGUGCUGGCCGGGGGCGGUAA
Thermochaetoides thermophila DSM 1495 is the source of this 1071-nucleotide messenger RNA. Its product is annotated as small glutamine-rich tetratricopeptide repeat-containing protein 2-like protein. Lineage: Eukaryota; Fungi; Ascomycota; Sordariomycetes; Sordariales; Chaetomiaceae. Gene Ontology annotation, cellular component: membrane; TRC complex. The transcript is spliced from 3 exons. Gene Ontology annotation, biological process: post-translational protein targeting to endoplasmic reticulum membrane. The coding region runs from base 1 to 1071 and encodes 356 amino acids. Gene Ontology annotation, molecular function: protein binding; molecular adaptor activity. The record is from RefSeq and is a predicted model, not a curated record.